Mus caroli (Ryukyu mouse) is the source of this 8188-nucleotide messenger RNA. It is a transcript of the gene Lmtk2, whose product is annotated as lemur tail kinase 2. Gene Ontology annotation, biological process: protein phosphorylation. Lineage: Eukaryota; Metazoa; Chordata; Mammalia; Rodentia; Muridae. The record is from RefSeq and is a predicted model, not a curated record. Gene Ontology annotation, molecular function: ATP binding; protein kinase activity.
CCAUCAUGGCGGCGGGAGCGCGGCUGCCUGGGCCCGCGGCUCCGCAGGCUGGGCGCCGUUGCUGCUGUUGAGGGGCGGCGGCGGCGGCGCAGACGGGCGGGAAGGAUGAUGCUGGCUCCGAGGCCAGAGCGGCGGAUGCAGACCAGGAACAAGGUUGACGUUUGGCUAAAGAGACGUGUGUCCCGAAGCAGCCGGCGCCGGUGUCGCUGAGGCGGCGCGGAGGGCUGACCGACUGACUGAAGGCGGCGACCCGAGAGCCGGCCCCGUGGGGGACCGCGCGGUGGACGAGAUGCCGGGGCCGCCGGCGUCGCCGCCGCCGAUGCUCCUGCUGCUCCUGCUCCUGACGGUCGGCUGUGCCCGGGCCGCGCCACUUCCGCAAACAGGUGCAGGAGAAGUACCUGUUGUAGAAGUUCCCUCCUUGUUUGUGAUCCUGUCAGUGUGCAGUUUAUUGAUACUGAUAGUGUUAAUUGCAAACUGUGUUUCCUGCUGUAAGGACCCAGAAAUAGACUUUAAGGAAUUUGAAGACAAUUUUGAUGAUGAGAUAGACUUCACCCCACCAGCAGAAGACACCCCCUCCAUCCAGUCCCCAGCAGAGGUCUUCACGCUCUCAGUGCCAAACAUUUCACUUCCAGCUCCAUCCCAGUUCCAGUCUUCUGUGGAAGGUUUGAAGUCUCAAGUCGCCCGCCACAGUCUCAACUACAUACAGGAGAUGGGGAGUGGCUGGUUUGGAAAGGUCCUCCUGGGAGAGACUUACACAGGCACCAGCGUCGCAAGAGUCAUAGUGAAGGAGCUAAAAGUCAGUGCGAGCCCCAAGGAGCAGGAUACUUUCCUGAAAAAUGGAGAGCCUUACUACAUUCUCCAGCAUCCGAAUGUCCUCCAGUGUGUCGGGCAGUGUGUGGAAGCCAUUCCCUACCUUCUGGUGUUUGAGUUCUGCGACCUGGGUGACCUGAAGGCUUACCUGCACAAUGAGCAAGAACACGUGCGGGGUGAUUCACAGACCAUGCUGCUACAGAGGAUGGCGUGUGAGAUUGCCGCAGGGCUGGCAGCCAUGCACAAGCUGCACUUCCUGCACAGUGAUCUGGCCCUGCGGAAUUGUUAUCUCACCUCCGACUUAAAUGUCAAAGUGGGUGACUAUGGAAUAGGCUUCAGCAGAUACAAGGAGGAUUACAUUGAGACAGAUGACAAGAAAGUUUUCCCCCUGAGAUGGACUGCUCCAGAAUUAGUGACCAGCUUUCAAGACAGACUCUUGACUGCAGAUCAGACUAAAUACAGUAAUAUCUGGUCCUUAGGUGUAACACUUUGGGAACUCUUCAGCAAUGCUGCUCAGCCGUAUGCAAACCUUUCUGACCUGGAUGUCCUCAAUCAAGUCAUCAGAGAGAGGGACAUGAAGCUCCCGAAGCCGCAGCUGGAGCAGCCGUACUCGGAUAGAUGGUAUGAGGUGCUGCAGUUCUGCUGGCUGCCUCCUGACAAGAGGCCAGCCGCAGAAGACGUGCACCGUCUGCUAACUUACCUGAGGAUGCAGAGCCAGCGGGACUCGGAGGUCGACUUUGAACAGCAGUGGACCGCUCUCAAGCCUAACAACAACAGCAGGGACGCAGCCAGCAGCGCCGCCUUCCCCAUCCUUGACCACUUCGCCCGGGACCGGCUGGGUCGGGAGAUGGAGGAGGUCCUCACGGUGACUGAGACCAGCCAGGGCCUGAGCUUUGAGUAUGUGUGGGAGGCUGCCAAGCACGACCAUUUCGAUGAGCAGGGCCGGGGCCACCCAGACGAAGCCUUGUCUUACUCCAGUAUGUUCUUCCCAGUGGAGGUGUUUGAGAAUUCACUUUCAGAUCCUGGCCCUGGCAAGCAAGAUGACGGUGGCCAGGAGGUGCCCGUGAGGGCCCCUGGGGUGGUCCCUGUGUUUGAUGCACACAAGCUCUCUGUUGGAAGUGACUAUUACAUCCAGCUGGAGGAGAAAAGCAGCAGCACUGUGGGCCUGGACCCCCCGGCACUCCUCACCACUGAAGUGGAUGAUCUAGGAAGGGCUGGCGCUGAGCCGCCCCACCUGACGGUCCCUAAGAACCCCGUGUCUGAGGAACCCAGGACAGAAGAGGAUUUCUUCCAGAGCAGUGCUCACCCCAAAGACGCCAGCUCUACCGAGGACUCACGUGCUACCAGCAUCCCUGGGAGCCCUUUCAACCUAUUUAGUGACCUUGACAAAGCAGAUGACCUGCCCAGUCACCAAAAAAUAUUUGAUCUAAUGGAACUAAAUGGAGUUCAAGCUGACUUUAAGCCAGCCAUCUUGAGUUCAAGCCUAGAUGACCCCAAGGACACCUGCCAGUCUGACAAAGAAAAGCCCCAUAAGCUUUUGGACCAGGGCCCUCUGUGCUUAUCAGAAAGCCUUUUGCACCAAGAUCACUUUGAUCCACUGAGUGUCCAAGAAUUGUCAGAAAACUUUUUAUUUCUUCAGGAGAAAAAUCUACUGAAAGGCUCUCUGACUACCAAGGAGCAUGUGAACGACCUUCAGACAGAACUUAAGAAUGCAGGUUUUACCUCAGCACUGUUGGAGUCACCCCAGAGAGGCUCUGUAAGUUCUGAACUUGAGUUCCUGGAAAAUACACUAGACUUUCCUUUGUCACAGGGAGACACGAGUGGACAGAAUGAAGGUACAGGUGUCAUGUGUCACGGUGGUACCUCACCACAGGCCUCCCCAGCCUUGCUCACAGAAGAAGGAUCUCCUAAUGCCCCCCCAGACUCAAUUCUGAAGCCAGAAGAAACCAAAUCCUUUAUAGAUGUCAGAGUCCCUGAGAACUCCAUCUGCCUGGAUCUAAGCCCCGACCCCGUGACUGUUGGAGUUGAAAUUCCUGCUACCGAUGCCAAAACCCUUGAUGGGGGCGACGGACCCCCAGACGUCACUUGCCAAAGCAAGGAGGCCUUGAGUCUAACCAACAGAGACCCCAUCCUUGUGAAUGAUAUUACUGCUCAGGGUAGUGUGGAGAGUUGUCUUCCAGAAUCGAGACAGGAUUUACAAAAUCAGCCAUUUUCAGAAGACCCUCUUAGUGUCAGCUCACUGGAGAAAAACUCGGAAGCUGUGGAGACUUUAAAUCGGCUUAAUUACAAGGCUGCCCCAAAGGAUGCAGCCUUGGCAUCUGCCCUGUCCUCGGAUUCCACCAGCCAAGAUAGCCUCUUAGACGACAGUUUGUCAACACCCAUCCCCACCUCAGAGCAGUCUGUGGAGACGCCAGACUCCCUGGAUUCAGUGGAUGUCCAUGAAGCAUUGCUAGAGUCCCUGGGCUCCCACACCCCUCAGAAACUCUUGCCCCCCGAUAAGCCUGCGGACAGCGGCUAUGAAACGGAGAACCUGGAAUCUCCUGAGUGGACCCUGCACCCUGCACCUGAGGGCACUGCUGACUCAGACGCAGCUGCAGCAGGUGACAGUGGCCACAGCAGUUUGCCUCCCAACCCGGUCAUUGUCAUCUCGGAUGCAGGCGAUGGCCACAGAGGUGCUGACGGUCCUCCUCAGAGCUUCACACUUGGCACCCAGAGUUCAUAUCGAGACUCUGCAUACUUCUCAGACAAUGACUCAGAGCCAGAUAAAAAGCCCGAGGAGGUCCCAGGAACAUCUGCCAAUGCCCUGGCGUUGGUAAAGGGCCAGUCCCCACCUGAGUCAGUUGUCCCAGAAGAAAGCUCUGAUGUCAGAGAAGGCUGCCUGGAAGCCCCACAGGACAAGCCAGAUCAAAGUCAGGUGUCUACUUUGCAGAAUUCUUGUCACUCAGAACUACAAGAAACAUUGCAGCCCACACCAGCUGAUGCUUCCAGAGAGACCUAUCCUGUGAACGACGAGGCCAGCAGCCCCUUGAGUUUGUUGAAUUCAGAACUUAGCAGCUGCGAUGACCUGGACACACAGGAAGAUCGCCCAUGCACCCUGGCCUCCACAGGUACAAAUACCAAUGAACUCCUUGCAUACAUGAGUUCCACACUGGAUAAAUCUUUGCCCAGCCACUUCGAGAGCUCCAAGCUGAAGGAGCCAGACAUUGAAGGGAAAUACCUGGGCAAACUUUGUGUGUCUGGGAUGCUGGACCUCUCGGAGGAUGGGAUGGAUGCAGAUGAGGAGGAUGAGAACAGUGACGACUCGGACGAGGACCUGCGAGCCUUCAACUUGCACAGCCUAAGCUCUGAGUCUGAAGACGACACGGAGCACCCUGUGCCCAUUAUUGUCAGUAACGAUGAUGGUAGGCACCUGCGGAGUUUGCUGAAACCCUCAGCUGCCGAGGCCAUUGAGCAGCUGCCGGAAGACUGGAAGAAGGAAAAGAAGGCAGUGACAUUUUUCGAUGAUGUCACCGUUUAUCUGUUUGACCAGGAAACCCCCACCAAAGAGCUGGGGCACUGCGGGGGAGAAGCACACGGCCCUGGGCCCAGCAGCCCAGCAGCGUCCUCAAGUUCCCCCUACCUAGGGAGGUGCAUGAAUUCCGAAAGUUCCACGGAUGAAGAAGGCGGAGGCUUCGAAUGGGACGAUGACUUCUCCCCGGACCCUUUCAUGUCAAAGACAACAAGCCUUCUGGGUUCCAAGCCUUCUCUUCAAACCUCCAAAUACUUCUCCCCUCCCCCACCGGGCAGGAGCGCAGAGCAGAGCUGGCCGCACGCGUCCCCCUGCUCCCGGUUCUCCAUCUCUCCCGCCAACAUUGCCAGCUUCUCUCUGACACACCUCACGGACUCAGACAUUGAACAAGGAGGCAGCAGUGAAGACGGAGACAAGGACUAGGUGGCUGUAGACACUCUCCCAGCCAGCAGCGCUCCUGCUCGUCCACCUGAGCAACGCCAUCCACUCCAUGCUGACUGGCACCAGACAGUGAGUGGCUCAGGAGUGAUGGAAAGCCGGGCCACCACGCCAGGAAGCCAACUUCCUCUGCAGCGCUCGUCUGCCCGCUCGCCUGGGCUGCUCCUGCGCUCUCGCUGGGCAUCCUGCUGAAGUGGCCACACUGCCACACUGCUCUGGCACACAAGUGUUGGAGGACCUGAGCACCUCGGGCCAUGGGUCUGUGUGUGGGUGUGGGUGUGGAUGUCUGCCUCGACACAGGUGCCACAGAGGGGCGGGCGCACCAGGGGAGGGAGUGCUCACAAGUGAGCCAUAUUUAUUGUCUUUAGGAAAUCACUAAUUGCUCUUUGACUGCACUGUGGGUGAGUGUUCUGAGCUCCCAAUAUUGUACAGCAUCGUAAAUUAUCCAAGGAAACUAUGGCAGGUCAAGCUGGUGCUGUCCACUGGUUUGAUUUUCUUUUUUCUUUUUGUUUUGUUUUUGUCUCUGUCUCCCUGUGUGUCUGCUCUGCAUGGUACUGUAAAGCUUUGGUAUUUUGAGUGUUCUUCUUUCUUAGCCCACCCGUGGGAACUGUCCGCAGGGACCUUCCCUCGGAGCCUUCUGACUCUGGGAGUUAGGUCGCUUUAUGUCCUUAGAGGACAUGUUGUUGAUGAGGCCAAAACUGCUCUUCUGUUUCGUUGAUUGCAUCGAGCAUGUUUCUAUAUAAGGUGGGUUCUCUGGGCAGCCUGCCCUGCCUCUUGUGCUUUGAAAUUCUUUUGGUAAAAAUCCCUGAAGAGGUGCACCCAUCACUCAGUGCCCAGGGUCCUUUUCUGGCUAGAUGAGGCCACACACCACUUGCUCUGCACCGAGGCCAGCUUGCGGGAGCUCUGUGUCUCAGGCAGGUGGGACCUCUGAGACAUUGGUCCCCACAGAGCUGUAAGUGAGAAGAGCAGUUUGUCCACUCUGGGUGCCGCUGAGGGAGCUGUUUGGAAAUGUCAGGGAUGGGUUCUUCCCAUCCCAGGCCAUAGCGCCCAGGAUACAGUCAGCCCCUGUAGCUGCAAGUAGCAGGGCAGAGACCCCAGCAGGGCCUUCAGCAGCCCUCAUGGCCCCUUUUCUGUACCAAGCACCCAGCUCUCCUCUUGUUCUGAAAGGGAUUUCACAUCUUCAGUGUAGCCUCAGUACAUCAUCGAAGGAGUCUGCUGUCCCCAACACGGAGGGAGACCUCGCUUUCCUACCCCGCAGGUCUGCUUUGACAAGCAACUAUUGGUGGCCAUGGCAGCGUGGCGAUGCUGUGCUGGGCGGGAGCUGCACCUGCUGGCGUGGCUCUUCUCACUGAGCUUCUUGCCCCAAAUACCCCGGUGCUGCCCCUGCUGUCCAGACUCCAGUGUGAUAAUGGGAUGAGUGUCCAGGCCCUGGCCAGGACAUCGUGCUGUCCAUCAGAAGGACGUGGACCCCUGCAGAGUGCAAGUGUGAAUGUCGGUGUGAGUUUACCUACAAUUAUGACCUUUAUUAUCAACUCGGAUUCGAUCCAUGCAUUUUUAUACUAAGCAAUAACUUUACGAUCAACAGAAGAAGUUGGAGAAGAGAGUCUCCUUUCCCCAUCCUUGGUGCGGACCGCGCUGCCUGGACUCCGUAGAAAGCACUGGACUUUGUGACAUGUAUAUUAAAAACAGGGCAUUUCAAAGUAAUUUUGCCAAAAUUGUCAUAACUGAAUUUUUGCUGUGUGGACUUUCUGAUUUAAUUUUUACCUCUAUCUACCAGUCUUAGUUGAGAAAGGAAGGAGGUGUAAUUAUAAUAAGGGUUUGGUUUCAGAAGUUGAGAUUCACUGAUUACAGUCAGGUGGAUCCAUAUGUGUAGCCUCCUUUCGCAGCCAGCCUGGGAUAGAGUUACUGACAUUUGAGGGCUGGCCAUCUUUCACCAUGCUGAGGGGAUUUUAACAAUACAAUUUCCCUUUAUAUUUAUAUCUAUAUUGUUCUCAUCGUAAAUUGCCAAAAUAAAAGCGUUUUAUAUAUUGAGUUGGGGUGGGGUGGGGUAGAUCUUCUGUGGCGUUGCAUGGAAGGGAAGACUUUGUAGAACACUCGUCAACACAUCCUCCCAAAAUCUCAAGCAAUAUACAGAAAUUUCAGUAGGUUAAACUUCAGCCCGUUUUUUAAAUGUGAGCAUGUGCUUUGCCAUCCAGUGUGGGUUUUGUUUUGGUUUAGGUUUUGUUUUUUGUUUUUCAAGAUAGGGUUUCUCUGUGCAGCCAUGGCUGUUCUGGAGCUUGCUGUAUAGUCCAGGCUGGCCUCAAACUCAGAGAUCCACCUGCCUCUGUCCCCUGAUGCUGCCACCAUACCCAGCUGGUUUUAUUUUUUAAUGAUAACUUAGUUGCCCUUGGUGGGCUUUCCAAACCUGGUCACUCACGUUAGCAGUGAAACGAGCCGGUGGUGUCUGUGGCUGGCAUGUGGUGGGCUCGGUGACUUUUCUUUCUGCCCUCCCUUGAGUGCUCACCCUCCACCUACCAGACUGGAAACUGACUUUUAAGUCCUCUAAUAAAAAUAAUGAGCCCUCCAAGUCCCUCUUGAUAGCUUCUAUUUGUUAGAAGAUGACCUAAGUCAGAAAAAAGUAGUUCCCCCUCCCUGAGAGACUCUGUCUGGGCCAGAAGCCAUUCAUUGAAAGGGUGCGAUGGCAACCGGCCUCCAGCCAUGCAGGCCUGGUUUUAGAGAGAUGCGUUUCUCUGAGGAGGUCUGUCUCCCUGCUGUACAAUGCCUUUUAAACCUUCCCCUUUUUCCGUACUUCCCAUAGGGCAUUUGUAGAAUUAGUGACCUACUGCAUGUCUGUCCCUACGACCAGGAAAAGAGACAGGCAGCUCCUCAGCCUGAGAACGCCGAUGCGACCAAGUGUCAGCUCUAUGUACCAUGCUUCAGAGCACCCACCUUGAGAGAAGCCACCUUCUAGUCAGAGUGGGCAGACACAGUUACGUCAAACAUACAUCUCAAUAUUUCUUCAGAAGCAAACGGGGGCACCAGUCUUGGCUUUUAGGAAACUGUUUAACUUACACAUAAGUUCUUAAGAUGUGUUGGCAGUAUUGCGUCACCCACGGCCGUCCGUCCCGGGGGCUGAACAUAUGGUGUUUGGUUACUGAAGCCUGCUCAGGCGAGGCUGGGUCUUGUGCAUGUUCCCACUGUUUCAUCCCAUCCUCGCCAGGGAUCUGGGUGGGACAGUCACACCCACGGCCUGCUACCUACCAGGUUGUACUUCACGCAAUCAGAAGGGGUUCAUGGCAAUAUAGCAGUUAAUGAACUUGGAGUUUAAAUUGUGUACAUUUUUAAAUUGUAAGAUUUUUACUGUAUAUUGAAGCUUAGUGUGAUUCAAUAAAUUGCUUGUAAUUUAAAAACUAUUUAAUAUUCAAAAUAAAUAUAGUUAUAUAUUUAUAAUAA